Drosophila subobscura is the source of this 5130-nucleotide messenger RNA. RefSeq lists its product as uncharacterized. The record is from RefSeq and is a predicted model, not a curated record. Gene Ontology annotation, molecular function: heme binding; peroxidase activity. Gene Ontology annotation, biological process: response to oxidative stress. NCBI's taxonomy places the organism in Eukaryota, Metazoa, Arthropoda, Insecta, Diptera, Drosophilidae. The coding region runs from base 8 to 5089 and encodes 1693 amino acids. The transcript has 6 exons.
UUACCGAAUGUUAGGAAUGGUGCAGCCAUCUGUUUUGAUGGUGGUGCUCCUGCUGCUGCUCCUAGCGACAUUUUCCCAUUCGCUUCAUCUGGAAAAUGCCAGCAGCAAGCCACCAACCAAGGAGCUACCCCGUCCGCUGAUCCCACUCGAGGAGGAGGGCCACAUGGACGCUGAGAUUGAGAUGGGAACAUUCCAGAGAGAGCGCAAUGGUCGCUCACGUCGCCCCACCCUGAUGGAUGUGGCGUUGCAGCAGAGCGUGCGGCAGGGACUGGACGCCAUGGCCGAGCUCUAUGGCCGCAUCCAGCCGGAGAUGCUGCGCAAUGGUCAAACCCUACAGGACAAUCAUCCGGCCGCGAUGCUCUCCCGCUUCAAUGCCCCCACCGUGGACACCGAGCGACGGGAGAUGGCCGCCUAUGCGACCAUAGCAGCAGCCAAGGCCUUUCGCAAAAACUUCCAGCACAUCGAUGAGCUGGCCCGCCAGUCGCACGCCCAGAAGAUCUCCCUGCGCCGCACGGCUCUGGAGGGUCUAUGUCCGCCCCGGGAUCCACCACCCUGCAUGCCCGCCUCGGAGCGGUAUCGCACCCACGAUGGCACGUGCAACAACAAGCGGAGACCCCGCUGGGGAACCGCCCAGAUGCCCUUCAAUCGCUUCCUGCCUCCGGAGUACGGCGAUGGUGUGGACACUGUCCGCAGUUCCACGGAUGGCAGCACGCUGUCCUCCUCCCGUUUCGUGAGUUUACUAGUCCAUGGCGCAAGGGAGGGCGAGGCGCCCCUGACCUUGAUGAUAGCCCAGUGGGGACAGAUGCUCGAUCACGACAUGACCUCCACGGCACAGCCACGCUCCAUCAAUGGCUCGAUUCCCAGCUGCUGUGGCGGCAAGGACUUCCAUCCCGCUUGCUUUCCCAUCAAGGUGCCCCUGGAUGAUCCCUGGCUGGCACCGCUCAAGGUGCGCUGCCUCGAGUUCCUGCGUUCGGCUCCGGCCCAGCGGCGCGACUGUGUGCUGUCCUGGCGAGAGCAGACCAACCAGGUGACCUCCUACAUCGAUGCCUCGCCCAUCUACUCGAACAGUGCCAAGUCCUCGGACAAUGCGCGCGUCUUCCGACACGGUCUGCUCAUCUACGGACGCGGUGAUCCCGCCGAAGAUGUCUGCCAGCGUGGGGCCAUAGCCACCAAGUGCAUUCGUUCCGGGGAUGGCCGAAGCGGAGAGCAGCCCGGACUCCUGGCCAUGCACCACGUUUGGGUGGGCGAACACAAUCGCAUUGCCAUGGAGCUGAGCGAGAUGAAUCCGCACUGGAGCGACGAGAAGGUCUACCAGGAGACGCGGCGACUUGUCGGAGCCAUGUUCCAGCAUAUCACCUACCGCGAAUUCCUGCCAGUCGUCCUGGGGCGAGAGGUGUGCCGUCUCUUCGACCUGGACCUACUCCCCACGGGCUACUACGAACGCUACAGCUCCAAGGUUAAUCCCACGGUGGCUAAUGCCUUUGCCGCGGCUGCCUUCCGCUUUGGCCACUCCCUGGUGCAGAACUCCUACACGAGAUGCGAUCGCCAUCACAAUGUGAUCAACAAUAAUGUUAGCCUGCAUGAGGAGUUUCAGCGAGGAGACAUUGGCUCUGCCGGCUCCCUGCAUCGCCUGCUCAGAGGCUUGGCAUCCCAGCGUGCCCUUAAGCGUGAUGAAUUCAUCACUCCGGAGCUAACCAAUCACUUGUUCCAAACGGCUGGCUUUCCCUUUGGCCUGGACUUGGCUGCCAUCAACAUACAGCGUGGUAGGGAUCAUGGCAUUGCUCCAUACAGUGCCUGGCGUGUGCCUUGUGGCCUCACUCCCAUCCAAAGUUGGGAUGAUUUUGCCAACGUAGUCGGACCGGAGUCGGCCAAGCGCAUUGGCCACGCCUACCGCAGCGUCCACGAUAUCGAUCUGUUUGUGGGCGGCAUUGCGGAGCGUCCCGUGGUGGGUGGCUUGGUGGGUCCAACCUUUGCCUGCAUUAUUGCCCAGCAGUUCAGCAACUCGAGGAGAGGAGAUCGUUUCUGGUAUGAGAACGGCGGCUUCGAGAGCUCCUUUACGCCCGCGCAGCUGCACUCACUGCGGAGAGUGUCCCUGGCCCAGGUCCUCUGUCGGACAGUGGGCGGAGGUACGCUUCAACCGCACAUUUUCAUACCCGCAGAGUUCACGGACAACGAGCGGCAGAGCUGUGGAGUGGAUAGCCUGGCACCCAUCGAUCUGAGCCCCUGGCUGGAGCAAGAUCCGUUUGUGGCUGGACACAAUCAUCACCAGCAACCGGAUCAGGUGUUUAACAUCGGACAGCCGGAGCUGGGCUCGUUGCAGAUCAUCAAAGAGGAGAAGGCGGGCUUCUCGAAUCGCGUGAAGCCCGUCAGGCCUCAGGUGGAGGUCAAUCCCAAUUCGGGCAGUGGCUUCCAGCGUCCCAGCAGUGGCAACUUCACAAAACUAAGCGACAAACUCGACCUCAAACGCAAGACAGUGACGACAAACAAUAACAAUAACAAUCGUAGGGUGGCACCGACCCGAAAGACCGGCAACGGGGUAAGCAACAAACUGGACAAAUCUCCCAAGAUAACACUGAACAUUAAGAAUGUGAACGUGAGAAGACCAGAUCAGGGUGCGGGUCACAAGCGCAGGGUGAUCAUCAAUAAUGUUCCCCUAGAGCUCAGGCAUGCCGCGGGUGGGAAUGCAACCGAUUCGGAUGCAGUAACAGAGACAGAAGACGUGGACGAAGACCAAGAACAGGAAAUGGACAUAGAAGAGGACGUGGAAGAACUGGCAGAGUUACGGAGCACUGAACCACUGACAACGGACAACACGGAACCAAAAGCAACAGACCUACAGCCACUGACAAACAUAACCAAUGCUCCAACAGAGAAAGACAGCUCCAUAGACCCACUAAGACAAACAACUGACGACUUGAACGCCUCGAAGCGUGUCUCAAGGAAACUUUUACAGGGCAAGACAGCUGACUUUCGACUGCUGCACAUACAACGCAAUCGCACCAACCCAGGGGGGACCACUUCCACCACAGCCAACCUGGGACGAUCCACACAACUGACCAAAGCCCCCAAGACCAACAAGACCACGAAACGCGGAGUUGAACUGAGACAAUACCAGAGCAGACCGAUAUACACUAGACCCCAGAAGGUGGUGGUCAACGGACCGAACGCAGACCAGUACGAAAUCGAAAUCAACAUACGACAGACGAACAAAUCUCCACAGACACGCCCCUCCUCCACGGCGGACUAUGCCGAGUACACGACUGUCUACAAGCCGUACAACACAAACCACAACUAUGAUGCACACUACGGGGAGUAUGCCAGCACCACGCCCAUUCCCAGCUAUGGCUACUUUCAGCCACAGGCACAGGAGUUUAGCACACAAUCGAUCAGGACAAAGCCACCGACGAUUAUUUACCUGAACGACAAUGACGACAGACACCAGACCACCACUCGAGCACCGAACAUAUUCCAGAACUUUUUGACCUUUGCCACCAGCAGCUUCAAUCCGCUUGGUAAUCGACGUCCACCGUCUCCCACGCCACCGACUCCAAUCUCCCAGCCACAUAAGGAGCGGCCCUACUACGAGAACACAGUGGUGAACAGUCCCCUAAAUGUGGGAGGCACCCACAUUAUUGCGGGUCCAGCGUACUCCUCCAGACCCUCUUCGGUUCACUCGUAUCCCGUGUCCACCAGCUCACAGAUAGGCACCAAUCAUCAGUCGUAUCCUGUGCCCUCUAACUCCCAUGUGGGCGGAAGUCCGCAGUCGUAUCCCGUGUCCACCAGCUCCCAGAUAGGCGGCAAUCCACAGUCGGGUUUUCUGCAUGCCUCCAGCAGCGCCGUGAGUGCAGGUAACUUCGGGAGCAUCUCUGGGGUGGCCAGUGCCAAUGGAGCGGACAGCACAUUUAGCUUUAACAUACGACCACGUCCCAGUCCCGAGGUGAGUCCGGUGGUUAGCUCUUAUCCACGUCCACAAAGUCAGAGUGGCGGCGGCUACGGCUUGACGGGACAGUCUCCCUAUAGGCCAGACUAUCACCCAAGGCCGAGCGAACUCUACUACGAUCGUGAGCUUAGCUCGGACAGUAAUCCAAGUCCGUUCUCCAGUUCCGCUCAUAGACCAGUGACGCAUACGCACAUUCAGACGCAGACCUUUUACGAACGGAUACCCGAACUUAAGGAAGUUGAACCUGACAGCAACAAACUAAACCACAGCAAUGACAAUGACCUGACCAAAACCGAGAACAAACUUUACCUACAAGACUACGACUAUAUCAGCCGUACUCUAUCCAAUAUUACCAAGGAUGAGGACACCGAAAACGACAGUGACGACGAUUACGUAUACGAAGAGUACGAACCCAGCAACGACUUGGACAGUGAGGUGACGGGCAAGCAGGACAGAACCGACGGCAGUGGAGUGUCCACCAAGAAAUACGACAAAGACGGCUACCUGAGACCCCAACUGAUGCUGGACGCCACAGACAAGAACAUAACUGCCACGAACGUCACAGCACUGGACGACAACUACGUACUGCACAUGCUGGAGAACAAGACUCAGAGCAACUACGUGACGGAGGUACCCAAGCCCAUGCUGUCCACCUCCACGCGUAGCAUAACAAACAGCAAGGUGACCGUUUUCCCGGACAGCCUGGGCAAGCAAUUGGGCAACGACAUUCUAGCCGACGAGACGGACGACUAUGACGAUGACAAGACUAGAACUGGCACUGGCUCUGGCACUGGUGCCCUGCAGAAGGCUCAGAAACUGAAGCAGCUGGCCAGCGUGGCCUUUGCCCCAAUUACCGUACUAACCAAGCCUGACAGACCCGACAACUGGGUGAUCUAUAACAAGGCCAGUGAAGAGCCGCCUUUGCCUCAGCCGCCGACCCUUAGCGUGGAUGUGGCGCCCACCGGAGAGAUACCCACUCCCAUACGUUUGUUUAACAAUGGUUGGAAGAAACAAGAUCUGAAAGCUAAGCCGGAAUCAACCACCGAGGCAGAAAGACAAACCGACAGCACAACGGAGAUGGCGGAGGGUAGUGGCGCUGGAGAAGAUACUGGAGAGUCAACCACUGUGGCAGCAACAGAGAGCAACUAGUAAUGCCAAAUAAGCCCUAGAUUACUUAACAUUUAUUAAUU